UCACAAGGGCUGGCAGUAGAAACAGUCCCCCCACCCCCCUGGGUGACAUUUAACGCCACAUUUCCGUUGCUCCGUGCGUAAUAACGCAGGCACGGCGCUGGAGCGCACACUGACUGACCACCGCCGCGCAAACCAUGAGGGUUUGGUAGAUCUUUCUAUAAGAGACGCUGAAUGUAAUUCUAUUUAUCCGCAAACAUGUCUUUUUUAACCAUCCCACACCAAGACAGCAUCAUGAUCAGAAAGAUGGCCCGUGGCCGCACGGCCUUGGGGGGUGACAGUAAUAACAACGAUGAUGAAGAGGAAGAAGAGGACGAAGAGGGGGGAGAGGAUGACGAGGAGGAUGUCCGGCUCAUCCCGAGGUGCUCCCCGGUGCCGAGGAAGCGAGGCGCGUCCAUCUUCGACGAGACCGCGGAGUACAUGCGCAUCCAGCGGGCGCUGCCCGCCGGGAAGAGGGUGGCGUUCGCCGACACAACAGGUGGCGACCUGGUCGACGUGCACGAGUUCGUCGCCUUCGACUCGGACGACGAAAGCGAGAUCGCAAAGUGGGAGGAAGAGGAGGCAAAGUACAGAAAACCCGAGCUGGAGCCGACCUACGAGGUGCGCCCGGAGUUCAGCGCGCCCGACGGGAGCGCGCUGCUGCGCGCAGUGCGCUCCGGUAAAGUAGAGGUGGAGCGCUUGUCUCCGGUGGAGGGCGAGCCGCUCGCCUUCAGCGGGAUCAUACGAGUCCUGAACAUCUCCUUCGACAAAGCUGUGUAUAUCAGAUCCACCAUGGACGGCUGGGGCACCUACUUCGAUUACCCUGCAGAGUAUGUGCCCGGCUCCAACGACGGGGACACCGACCAGUUCUCCUUCAAGCUGUCUUUCGCCCCCCCUUACAUCACGCACGGCUCUCGCAUCGAGUUUGUUAUUCGCUACGAAACCAGUCACGGUGACUUUUGGGCUAAUAACUCCUCCAUGAAUUACGCAGUGACAUUGCUUUUGUCUUAUGAAGAUGAAGCAUUACUGAAAAAAGCAUUUGUGCCUCAUGCAAGAAGCAUACUGAAGCCUCCUAAAGUUUACAGUAUGGAUGAUGAUCAUCUAUUGUCAGAUGAUGAGCAGGAGAAGGAAGAGGAGGAAUCUAGGACCUCCAAUCCUGUACUUGCCAGGCCUAUCCCCGUGUGUCCAGUCAUUGUACAGGAAGAGAUUGAUGUAGAGACUGCAGUUCACCCAUCUGGUUCCCCUGCCACGCCCAGCCACGAGUCUCCAUCUGUUGAUGGCACACUGUCCGCUCAUACCGUAUUCCCAAGUGAACAAUUUCCUUGUACGUCUUCCGAAACUACCCUCCUAACGAAUUCAGGCCCUGUUCUCUGUGCCAGUGAAUCAGUUCAGCCCACAAAGUCAGAGCCUCCACCCAGUUUCCACUGUGACUUGCACAACCACGUAACCGAGCAGCCCGUACACUGUAGUGCCUCUGCACCGCCGCCCGCCGCAGCCCCUUGCCCUUCCCCUCCACAGUCCACAGAAAGAUCAGACGCCUCCCAGGCUGAAGAGGAGCAAAGCGUUGCCUCAGAGGGCUCUGGCCCGUGGGAUCCUGCUUCAGAGAUAAAUCUAUUGUCAACAACGACCGAGGAUGCAGCAACCCACCUGGAGCCGCCUGCUGAAUGUGCCUCUUCUCCCACCGGGACUCUCGAGCAGACGGCUGCGGGAGGUUUGAGUGAACUUGAAGGUUCCACGAGCUCUACGGAACAUUGUGGAGGAAGCACGCCUUCACCUGUGUCUCCUGUGGCAGAGACUCAGGCCUCCCUGGGAGGAGAAAGUGAAGCUCCAUCCUCUCCUGAGCUCACUUCAGUUAACACAGACUCCACAAAGGUGGCACAUUGUGGAGGAAGCACGCCUUCACCUGUGUCUCCUGUGGCAGAGACUCAGGCCUCCCUGGGAGGAGAAAGUGAAGCUCCAUCCUCUCCUGAGCUCACCUCAGUUAACACAGACUCCACAAAGGUGGCACAUUGUGGAGGAAGCACGCCUUCACCUGUGUCUCCUGUGGCAGAGACUCAGGCUUCCCUGGGAGGAGAAAGUGAAGCUCCAUCCUCUCCUGAGCUCACCUCAGUUAACACAGACUCCACAAUGGUGGCACAUUGUGGAGGAAGCACGCCUUCACCUGUGUCUCCUGUGGCAGAGACUCAGGCUUCCCUGGGAGGAGAAAGUCAAGCUCCAUCCUCUCCUGAGCUCACCUCAGUUAACACAGACUCCACAAAGGUGGCACAUUGUGGAGGAAGCACGCCUUCACCUGUGUCUCCUGUGGCAGAGACUCAGUCUCAGGCCUCCCUGGGAGGAGAAAGUGAAGCUCCAUCCUCUCCUGAUAUCACUUCAGUUAACACAGACUCCACAAAGGUGAGCCACAACGUAGAUCCGUCUCCAUCUGUCUCCGCCUUGGACGAGAGGGAACACGCUUCAUGUAUUUCACCAGGAACCUCAGUAGAGAGCGCACCAAGUACUCCGUCAGAGGUUUCCGAGCCUCAGUCAGAGCUUGACGCCAGCGCUAAUCUGAUGCCGGGCGUUUACUUUCUGAGUGGAGUGGUCUCUCUCUCCAUAAUGAUGCAGGAGCCCAGUACCCUCUUCCUCAUUGGACUGCUCAUGGUUUUGCGCCGCUUGUGAGGUUUCUUUUUGAUUCCAAACUAGGCCACCAAGUUGAAACAAUAUGCAAUCCUCCUUCCUAUUUGUAUCUACCUUUAUGCAAAAUCCAAUGCAAAUACAAAAUGCUGACAGACAACAUUUUUCAAGUAUUAUAUCGUGCACUUUUUCAUUGCUGUUGUCAGUGUGGCUAAGGCUGUUGUCCAACCCGUAGAGAAGAUAACGACUGGACAAAGCCACAAGGGGUGAAGAUUGAACCCAAUGGGAAAAAAAGUGUAGGAUCAGGCUCCAGCAGUUUCUACACUUUUUCUUUUACUUUCUCUUCUUUAGUAAAUGGGAUCAAUGAGUAUGUUAAAUUGGUCUCACCCACAUAUCCAACAACAAUAUGACACUAACCUACCAUGUCUGUUAAUCUCUGCAGUGGCUACUUCAAAUAUUAUGGUAAUUUAGCCACAUUUGAACCUGAGUGCAAUGUCACGUGUAAGUUGAACUAUUAAAAUGAUGAUUUAUUCAC
This is a messenger RNA of Cololabis saira (Pacific saury), 3124 nucleotides long. It is a transcript of the gene ppp1r3f, whose product is annotated as protein phosphatase 1 regulatory subunit 3A. Gene Ontology annotation, biological process: regulation of glycogen biosynthetic process. The transcript has 4 exons. Bases 196 to 2634 code for a protein of 812 amino acids. The record is from RefSeq and is a predicted model, not a curated record. Gene Ontology annotation, cellular component: protein phosphatase type 1 complex. Lineage: Eukaryota; Metazoa; Chordata; Actinopteri; Beloniformes; Belonidae. Gene Ontology annotation, molecular function: glycogen binding; protein phosphatase 1 binding.